AACAACAUCCUACUCCGGUUUUGAAGACGAAAGGGUUUUUUUCUUCUAAAGCGGAUGAGACUGGAUAAAUCGGGAAGUUAUCACACAGGUGUAUCGCAGCAUCUCAAAGUUUCAUUUGAAAUAGCUUUUAUGAUAGCAAAGCAAAAGAUUCCUAAUAAUAUCGUCAAGCAUAGAAUCGAUGACAUUGCAGCAGACAUAAAGUCACAAAUAAUUAACAAAAUAAAAUUAUCGCCAUUUUUUGCCAUUAGUUGCGAUGAAUCCACCGUCAUCGCUAAUUAUGCACAGUUAAUAGUUUAUGCUCGUUACAUCGGUGGAGGUAUCAUUCAAGAAGAGAUUUUCUACUCCCAAUGGUUGACAGCAGGUACUACAUCUGAAGAUAUAUUCAAUUCAAUCUCAAACUUUGUUGUCAAAAAUUAUUUGGAUUGGAAGGAAUUCAUUGGACUUUGCACAGAUGGCGCACCUGCAUGGAUAGGUUACACAUUGUGUUAUUCAUCGGCAAGCUUCGGCUUCCAAAACAUUGCCACAGAAAUUACGCCAGACUUUGGAGUCGGCUAUAAGCAUUGUAAACUACAUCAAGAGCAGCGCUUUGAACAGCCGGAUCUUGAUUCUGAUCACAAAGUUCUUCUGUUCCAUACAGACGUACGCUGGCUGUCCAAAGGCAAUAUGUUGGUUCGCCUUUUUGAAUUGAACGAAGAGGUAGUUCUUUUCCUUGAGUUCAGAGAAAACACGAUUUCUUGA
Acanthoscelides obtectus is the source of this 738-nucleotide messenger RNA. NCBI's taxonomy places the organism in Eukaryota, Metazoa, Arthropoda, Insecta, Coleoptera, Chrysomelidae. The record is from the annotation of a GenBank genome assembly.